Tauraco erythrolophus (red-crested turaco) is the source of this 11825-nucleotide messenger RNA. NCBI's taxonomy places the organism in Eukaryota, Metazoa, Chordata, Aves, Musophagiformes, Musophagidae. The record is from RefSeq and is a predicted model, not a curated record.
GAGGAUGCAAUGACAGGUGAUACGGACAAAUACCUCGGACCCCAGGAUCUGAAAGAGCUGGGAGAUGAUUCUUUGCCUGCUGAAGGAUACAUGGGCUUUAGCCUGGGAGCCCGCUCCGCCAGCCUCCGCUCCUUCAGUUCGGAUAGGUCCUACACGCUGAACAGAAGUUCUUAUGCCCGAGACAGCAUGAUGAUUGAAGAACUGCUGGUACCAGCAAAGGAGCAGCACCUGACGUUUCAAAGGGAGUUUGAUUCUGAUUCUCUCAGACACUAUAGCUGGGCUGCAGACACCUUGGACAAUGUUAACCUUGUUUCAAGUCCCAUCCAUUCUGGUUUCCUGGUUAGUUUUAUGGUUGAUGCACGUGGGGGUUCGAUGAGGGGUAGUCGUCAUCAUGGAAUGAGAAUAAUUAUCCCACCACGCAAGUGUACAGCACCAACCCGCAUCACCUGCCGCUUGGUAAAGAGGCAUAAACUGGCCAGCCCACCACCAAUGGUUGAAGGAGAAGGAUUAGCAAGUAGACUUGUAGAAAUGGGGCCAGCAGGGGCACAAUUUUUAGGCCCUGUCAUAGUGGAGAUCCCGCAUUUUGGAUCAAUGCGAGGAAAGGAAAGAGAACUAAUCGUACUUCGAAGUGAAAAUGGUGAAACGUGGAAGGAGCACCAGUACGACAGCAAACAUGAAGACUUAACGGAAAUACUCAAUGGCAUGGAUGAAGAGCUGGACAGCGCUGAGGAGCUAGAGAAGAAGCGUAUCUGCAGGAUUGUCACAAAAGAUUUCCCUCAGUACUUCGCGGUGGUUUCACGAAUCAAGCAGGAGAGUAACCAAAUUGGCCCGGAGGGCGGGGUGCUGAGCAGCACAACGGUGCCGCGCGUCCAGGCGUCCUUCCCUGAGGGUGCUCUAACCAAGAGAAUCCGCGUGGGUCUCCAGGCUCAACCAGUUCCAGAGGAGAUUGUCAAAAAAAUCCUUGGAAACAAAGCAACUUUCAGUCCCAUUGUCACUGUGGAGCCCAGAAGAAGAAAAUUUCAUAAGCCAAUAACCAUGACAAUUCCUGUGCCGCCUCCGUCAGGAGAAGGCGUAACCAAUGGGUACAAAGGAGACACGACGCCUAGCCUUCGACUUCUAUGUAGCAUUACAGGAGGUACUUCGCCUGCGCAGUGGGAGGAUAUCACGGGCACCACUCCGCUGACGUUCUCAAAUGACUGUGUCUCAUUCACAACCAAUGUUUCAGCCAGAUUUUGGCUCGCAGACUGCCAUCAAGUACUAGAGACUGUUGGGUUGGCAACACAGCUUUAUAGAGAAUUAAUAUGUGUUCCUUAUAUGGCAAAGUUUGUGAUAUUUGCCAAAAUGAAUGACCCUGUGGAAUCCAAUUUGCGUUGCUUCUGCAUGACCGAUGACAAAGUGGACAAAACUUUGGAGCAACAAGAGAACUUCGAAGAAGUUGCAAGAAGCAAAGACAUUGAGGUUCUGGAAGGAAAACCUAUUUAUGUUGAUUGCUAUGGAAAUCUGGCCCCUUUGACUAAAGGAGGACAGCAGCUUGUUUUUAAUUUUUAUGCUUUCAAAGAAAAUAGACUGCCAUUCUCUAUCAAGGUAAGAGACACCAGCCAGGAACCUUGUGGUCGACUAUCAUUUUUGAAAGAACCAAAGACUACAAAAGGACUGCCACAAACAGCUGUUUGCAACUUGAAUAUCACUCUGCCAGCACACAAAAAGGAAACAGAGUCAGAUCAAGAUGAUGAGACGGAGAAAGCCGACCGGCGCCAGAACUUUGUCUCCCUUGCUUUACGUAAGCGCUACAGCUAUCUGACUGAGCCUGGAAUGAUUGAACGGAGUGCAGGAGCAACAAGAUCUCUACCUGCUACUUACUCAUACAAGCCAUUCUUUUCAACACGGCCAUAUCAGUCAUGGACAACAGCUCCAAUUACAGUGCCUGGGCAAACCAAAUCAGGCUUUACUUCCUUAUCAAGCUCUUCCUCUAACACUCCUACAGCUUCCCCAUUAAAAUCAAUAUGGUCUGUUUCUUCUGCUUCUCCAAUCAAAUCCACAUUAGGAGCUUCUACCACAUCUUCAGUUAAAUCUGUUAGUGAUGUAGCAUCUCCGAUUAGAUCGUUUCGGACAAUCUCUUCACCAAUAAAAACUGUGGUAUCGCAGCCUCCAUACAAUAUACAGGUUACUUCAGGCUCUUUCGUCAGAGCUCCCGCAGUCACAGAAGCUGCUAGUUUAAAAGGGCUGGCAUCCACUACCACAUUCCCCUCUCGGACAUCUCCAGUGACUACAGCAGGAUCUCUCUUGGAGAGAUCGUCCAUAACCAUGACGCCUCCAGCAUCCCCCAAAUCCAACAUUAACAUGUACUCUUCAAGUUUGCCACUUAAAUCGGUCAUCACAUCAGCAUCUUCACUUUUAUCGUCCCCUCUAAAGUCAGUGGUGUCACCUGCUAAGUCAGUAGUUGAUGCUGUUUCAUCCUCUAAAGUCAUGAUGACCUCGUCUCUCUCAUCGCCAGCAAAACAUGUAGCUGGGCACACAGAUGUACCAUUGCUUAAUGGAUCUGUGUCACCUCUGAAAUACCCAUCUUCUACCAACUUAAUAAAUGGAUCCAAAGCUGCAGCUGUUCUUCAAGACAAGAUCGCUGUAGCUGCACAUUCUGCAAGUUGUGCUGCUAAUGCAGUUGCUGACACAGCUGAGAGAGUGUUUUCAACAGCUACAACAAUGUCAUUUUCUCCACUCAGGUCAUUUGUGUCUUCAGCACCAUCAGCUUUCCAGUCAAUAAGAACUCCUCCUGCAGGUGCUUUGUACACAGCCCUUGGGUCAAUAUCUGCAACUACCUCAUCAGUAACUUCAUCAACAAUAACAGUGCCAGUAUAUUCUGUAGUCAAUGUUUUGUCUGAACCAGCAUUGAAGAAGCUCCCAGAGUCAUCUUCACUUACAAAAUCAGCUGCUGCGUUACUGUCGCCUAUUAAAACAUUGACUACAGAGGCACGCACACAGCCUCCCUUUAAUAGAACUUCAUCUCCGAUAAAAUCAUCCUUGUUUUUAGCACCCUCUGCUCUCAAAUUGUCCACACCAUCUUCUUUAUCCUCCAGUCAGGAGAUACUGAAAGAUGUUGCUGAAAUGAAAGAGGAUCUAAUAAGAAUGACUGCAAUAUUGCAGACAGAUGUCGCAGAGGACAAACCAUUCCAACCUGAGAUCCCGAAAGAGGGUAGAAUUGAUGAUGAAGAGCCCUUUAAAAUUGUUGAGAAAGUAAAAGAGGACUUAGUAAAAGUUAGUGAGAUUCUGAAAAAAGAUGUGUGUUUAGAAAGUAAAGGGUCGGCUAAAGUAUCCAAAAGUGAUCAAGGACACCUGUCCGAGGAUGACUGGGUAGAGUUCAGUACAGAGGAGAUUGAUGAAGCGAGACAGCAAGCUUUGACAAGCCCUCCUAUACCUGUUCCAGAGAAGGUCCAAAUUAAAACUAAAACCAUGUCGGAAAAGGAUUAUAACUUGUCAAAGGUUAUUGAUUACUUAGCAAAUGAUAUCGGUAGCAGUUCACUGACAAACAUAAAGUACAAGUUUGAAGAGGGGAAAAAAGAAGGUGAAGAGAGACAAAAACGCGUUUUAAAACCAGCUAUUGCUUUGCAGGAGCAUAAACUUAAGAUGCCUCCAGCCUCCAUGAGGCCUUCAACAUCAGAAAAGGAGUUAUGUAAAAUUGCAGAUUCCUUUUUUGGAACAGAUACUAUUUUAGAGUCUCCAGAUGACUUUUCUCAACACGAUCAAGAUAAAAGUCCUUUAUCUGACAGCGGCUUUGAAACGAGAAGUGAAAAGACACCUUCUGCCCCUCAAAGUGCAGAAAGCACAGGGCCAAAACCACUUUUCCAUGAUGUACCCAUCCCUCCUGUCAUUACAGAAACAAGAACUGAAGUAGUUCAUGUUAUCCGCAGCUACGAACCAUCAUCCGAAGAAAUUCCAGAGCAGAAAGCAGAGGAGUUACCAGCCUCAAAACCUGCCCCUACGUUUAUGGAGCUAGAGCAAAAACCUGCUGGAUCUAUUAAAGAGAAGGUUAAAGCUUUUCAGAUGAAAGCUAGCAGCAGUGAAGAAGAUGACCACAAGUGUGUUCUUAGUAAAGGUGUCCGAGUAAAAGAAGAAACUCAUAUCACUACGACGACUAGGAUGGUUUAUCAUAAACCUCCAUGCACUGAAAGCACGUCUGAAAGAAUUGAGGAAACAAUGUCUGUUCAUGAUAUAAUGAAAGCCUUUCAGUCUGGACGUGACCCUUCCAAAGAACUGGCAGGUCUGUUUGAACAUAAAUCAUCAGUAACAUCCGAUGUUAGCAAGUCUGCUGAAACUUCACCACAACAUGCAGAGAAGGACAGCAAAAUGAAACCCAAACUGGAGCGAAUAAUAGAGGUCCAUAUUGAAAAAGGUAAUCAGGCUGAACCUACUGAAGUCAUUAUUAGAGAAACAAAAAAGCAUCCAGAAAAAGAAAUGUAUGUAUAUCAGAAAGACUUACCUCGGGGAGAUAUUAACUUAAAAGAGUUGGAAAAACAUGAUGCUUUUCCUUGUUCGGAUGAACAAGGUCAGCAAGAAGAAGAGGAGCUCACAGCCGAAGAGUCACUUCCUUCUUAUCUGGAAUCCUCUAGAGUUAACACUCCCGUGUCCCAGGAAGAAGACAGUCGCCCUAGUUCUGCUCAACUCAUGUCUGAUGACUCUUACAAAACACUGAAGCUUUUGAGUCAGCACUCAAUAGAAUACCAUGAUGAUGAGUUGUCAGAACUAAGAGGGGAGUCUUACAGGUUUGCCGAGAAAAUGCUUCUUUCAGAAAAGCUAGAUGUGUCUCAUUCUGAUACUGAGGAGUCAGUUACUGACCAUGCUCUACCCCUUAGUGCAGAGUUACAGGGGUCUGAUAAACGAUGCAGAGAAAAAGUAGCUACUGUCCCCAAAAAAGAGAUUCUCUCCAAAAUCUAUAAAGAUGUAUCUGAAAAUGGUGUAGGUAAAAUGUCCAAAGAUGAUCAUUAUGAUAAAGUGACAGUGUUACACUACACUGGAGAUGUUAGUAGUCCAAAACACGCGAUGUGGAUGCGCUUUACUGAGGACAGAUUAGACAGAGGUAGAGAAAAGUUGAUAUAUGAAGACAGGGUGGACAGGACUGUUAAAGAGGCAGAAGAAAAACUGACUGAAGUAUCACAGUUUUUUCGGGAUAAAACAGAGAAGUUGAACGAUGAGCUACAGUCUCCGGAGAAAAAGCAGCAUAAAAAAAAUGGCAAAGAAAUACAUUCUAGCCAGAGCUCUGCCAGCAGCAGCCCUGAGAAAGUUCUGCUCUCUGAAUUGCCAUCGUCUGGUGACGAAUGGAGUAAAGCGAAGCAGUACGCACACGAUGGGAAAUGUUUUCCCAAGGUGGAUGAAAGAAAAGCGUCCAGUUUGCCCAGCAGUCCUGAAAAAAGAAUAUUUGUGCAACCUGCAGAGGACUCUAAACAAACUAUGGAACACAAAGGAAGUGCUCAGCAGACUGGAGUACCUGAGGUUUCACAGACUGGAUUUCAGCUGAAGCAAUCAAAGCUCAGUUCCAUUAGGCUUAAAUUUGAACAAAGUGUAAGUCCAAGGAGUAAGGACGUAACUCAAGAAGAAAAAAAGCUGGACAGUCAGUCCAAAAUUCCGGUAAAGAAAUUCCAAGAAAGUAAGUUACCAGUGUAUCAGUUUUAUUCCAGAGAGAAACACGCAAAGCAAGUCGAGGUCAUGGAUGGGAGCACAGCUUUACAGAAAGAGGUGAAAACACAGGAAGAUUUUGUUCCAGGUAAAGGGAAAGCUAUUGAAGACGUUCAUGCUUCUGACACACACCACCAAAGAACUGAGACGAGUAAAGGCAUGCCGGAGUACUUUUCGGAACCACAGGCAAAAGACUUGGCGUAUGGCUCAGACUCAACAACGAAGGGACACUGGGACAAAAAAAUCUAUAGGACGUGGGAAAGUCCUGGAACUUCUAAUCAUAAAACACAAAAAGAAAAACUUUCACAUGUGCUGGUUCCAGAUACAGUAAAAGAAAACCAUGUUGAUCAUGCUGAAGCUAAAACUGAUAAAAAAAGUGAAUUUAUCACUGUGACGGAGCACAAACUGGCGGCAAAUGGAAUUCAUUCAGAAGAAGUGAAGGAAGUGACUGUAAAAUCUCCCUCAAAAAGAGUUUUAUACAGAGAAUUUGUUGUCAGAGAGGGGGAACGUAAUGGUGAAGUGGCUGAUAAAAUAUCCAAAAGGAAAGAAGAAAUUGCUGUGUCCCAUAUUCCAGUCAGAAUUGUUGAGGAGAAGAGAACCAUGCUUGAUGGUGUCUACGAACUUUCAGCUAAAGUAUCCCAGUCAGCUGUGAUUAAGGAGAAAGUUGAGAGGCAGAUUGAUUAUGUGGAAGACGAAAAAAUAAAGCAUUCAGAAAUCAGAAAAGUUACCAAGCAGCAGAGUUCGAUAGGUUUAAGUCCUCCGGUUGAGGAAACGGAGAUAUCCCCUAGCAAGUCACCAGACUCUUUAGAAUGUAGUCCAGGAAAGGAAUAUCCUUCGAGUGAGUUAGUUGAACCAGGUGCCAGUGAUUUCUUGGAUAAAGUUGCACCGCUAGUAAGCAGUGAGGGAGUGAAAGAAAUUAAGACCUUACCUGUUUAUGUCAGUUUUGUUCAAGUAGGAAAGCAAUACGAGAAAGAGGUGCAACAAGGAAAUAUAAAAAAAAUUGUCAGUCAGGAGAGUAAGACAGUACAAGAGACAAGGGGGACGUUUUACACAGCUAGGCAGCAAAAACAACCUCCUUCUCCACAAGGUAGUCCAGAAGAUGACACACUAGAACAAGUGUCCUUUAUAGAUAGCUCUGGUAAAAGCCCUUUAACACCAGAAACUCCGAGUUCAGAGGAAGUGAGUUACGAGUUUACGUCUAAAACACCUGACUCACUAAUAGCUUAUAUCCCAGGCAAGCCCAGUCCUAUACCUGAGGUAUCUGAGGAAUCAGAGGAGGAAGCAGAGGCUAAGUCAACAUCUGUAAAACAGGCAGAAGUUGAGGAACCACAGAUUGACAAAGCAUUGCCUAACCACAUAAAUAAGGACUCUAACAAAAGACCCAAAGGUAACAGAGUUGCCUAUAUUGAAUUCCCUCCUCCUCCACCACUGGAUGCAGAUCAAGGCGAGUCGGAAAAGAAGCUUCACUAUUCCACUGAGAGUGAAAUGGAGAUGACAGAAGUGAACUUGCAAGAUGAACAUGACAAGUGCCAACUGGCUGAACCUGUCAUAAGAGUACAGCCGCCAUCUCCUGUGCCACCGGGAGCAGACAUCAGUGACUCCAGUGAUGAUGAAUCUCUCUAUCAACCUUUUCCACUUAAAAAGUAUAUGUUCAAACUGAAAGAACUGGAAGAUGACCAGAAAGAAACCUCAAAACCCAGAGCCCCUGAAAAGAUUGAGAAACAGAAAGAGUUAGGACAUCCCACUUCGGGGAAACCCAAUGAGUUUGACAUUGGGCUUGAUUCACCCCAGAACGAUGUAGUGCAAAAUGGGAAUAAUAAUGACCAGUCUGUCACAGAGUGUUCCAUAGCAACCACUGCAGAAUUCUCCCAUGAUACCGAUGCGACUGAGAUUGACUCUCUUGAUGGUUAUGAUUUGCAAGAUGAAGAUGAUGGUUUAACUGAGAGUGAUUCUAAACUUGCAGGUCCGGCAGUCGAAACCAAAAAGGACGUAUGGACUACAGAAGGCAUUCUAAAGCAAACUGAUCGCUCCUUUAGCCAGAGUAAGCUUGAAGUCAUUGAGGAGGAAGGCAAGAUAGGCCCUGAAGAAGACAAGGCACCUUUGAAGGGUCCAGCUUCUGAAAGAGCUGGAGAUAAGAGUGAACAGAAGUCAGGGGCACAGUUUUUCAGUUUGGAAGGCAGACACCCUGACAGGACUGUAUUUCCUGAUACGUAUUUCAGUUACAAAGUAGAUGAAGAAUUUGCGACACCUUUCAAAACGGUGGCCACCAAGAGUCUAGAUUUUGAUCCGUGGUCCAAUAACCGAAGUGAUGAUGAAGUGUUUGAGACUAAAUCGAGGGAUGAUGAGGCUAAGCCAUUUGGUCUGGCAGUGGAAGACAGAUCUCAAGCAACAACACCUGAUACAACUCCAGCCAGAACUCCAACAGAUGAAAGUACGCCAACUAGCGAGCCCAACCCCUUCCCAUUUCAUGAAGGGAAGAUGUUUGAGAUGACUCGCAGUGGUGCAAUUGACAUGAGCAAGAGGGAUUUUGUUGAAGAAAGACUCCAAUUUUUUCAGAUUGGUGAGCAUACUUCUGAAGGGAAGUCAGGGGACAAGGGGGAAGGGGAUAAAAGUACAAUCACUGCCAUCACACAGCCACAGGCAGGGGACAGCACUGUAGAAACAAACCUAGAGAGACCAGUAGAAACAACAGCAGUUGAACAUAAGCCCGUCAUCCAGGCCAGUGGAGAUUGCAUGGAACAAACAAUUGGUAGUAACUCACUGGAAAAAUCAUCGGCAGCAGUAAACGCUUCUAAAGUUGAUCCCAAAUUGCGCACACCAAUUAAAAUGGGAAUUUCUGCUUCCACCAUGACUCUGAAGAAAGAUGGCCCUGGCGAAGUGACAGAUAAGAUAGAAGCUGUGAUGCCAAGUGGUCAGGGAUUAGAAAAUGAAACUGUAGCAGUGAUUGCGAGUUCAGCUUCUAGCCAGACAAGCUGUAGGCAAACAGAAAACACUGAUUUUCCAAAAGAUAAUUUUAAUAACAACAACAAUUUGGAUUCAUCUGCUGUCCCUACAGAUGAUAUUACCUGUAAUGUAGUGCUAAAAGAACGUUUGGAACCGAAAUGUUCCCUCCAGAAAGCUAAUCAAGCGAAAAGCACUUCAGGAAAAGGUACAGGGACAACACAAGGACACAGAGUAAGAGAUAAGCAAAAGCCACAAGGAGAGCAGCAAAAGUCAACAGAGUUGGUAGGGGCUAGAGGAAAAUCAAAGCUUCCUGUAAAGGCCAGCUCAGUAAAAGAAGUCUUUUCACAAAGUAAUCUCCAAAGCAGUACAGGGAGUAAAGUGAGAGGGGCUAGUAAGCCUGACAAAGCAAAACAAAACAAUUCUCCCUGUCUAGAAGCAAGGUCUAGGAUUCCUGUAAAAAAUACACAUAGGAGUAAUCUAGCUAGAAGAACUCCAGCCCUGCCAAAACAAGAGCAGGUAGAGAAAGAAAAACCAAAACAGCUUCCUUCUAAAUUACCAGUAAAGGUAAGAUCUACCUCCGUCACCAUGACAACAGUUAAAGUAAGGAAAAAUCAGCUUAGGGAGGUAUGUAAACAUUCUAUUGAAUAUUUUAAGGGAAUUAGUGGUGAGACAUUAAAGCUUGUGGAUCGUCUAUCUGAUGAAGAGAAAAAGAUGCAGUCAGAGGUCUCUGAUGAUGAAGAAGACAGUACAUCAAGGAACACAUCUUUUUCAGAAGCUACUCAAGUUUACCAGCCUUCCAUUACAUCGAAGUCUGCUAGAGACAUGAGAACAGAGGCAGCACCUAUAAAAUCAAAGAUUGAAAAGGCCGACAGUGAGAGGAGGAGGAGUAAGAGGACUGGUCCACAGAGUCCAUGUGAACGGACAGAUAUAAGGAUGGCAAUUGUAGCCGAUCACCUAGGACUUAGCUGGACAGAACUGGCAAGAGAAUUGAACUUUUCUGUGGAUGAAAUAAAUCAAAUCCGAGUAGAAAAUCCAAAUUCUCUUAUUGCUCAAAGCUUCAUGUUAUUGAAAAAAUGGGUUACUAGAGAUGGGAAAAAUGCUACAACUGAUGCCUUAACGUCUGUAUUGACAAAAAUUAAUCGAAUAGAUAUCGUGACCCUGUUGGAAGGACCAAUAUUUGAUUACGGAAAUAUAUCAGGCACCAGAAGUUUUGCAGAUGAAAAUAACAUUUUUCAUGAUCCUAUUGAUGGUUGGCAGCCUGACUCGUCAAGUGUCACCGAGCCACCGACAUCAGGACGCAGAAUAGGUGGUAGCCUGCUAGAUCGCUUGGACGAUAGUUCGGACCAAUGUAGGGAUUCUGUUACCUCAUAUAUCAAAGGAGAAGCAGGGAAGCCAGAAACAAAUGGAAGCUUAUCCGAAUCCACAGCAGAGGCGAAAACUAAAUCCUACAUCCAGGAAUCUUUAAAUGAUGUGGGAAAACAGAGUGACAAAGAAGCCCUGAAAGCAAAGCCGCAAAUUUCAGCUGGUACUGAUGAGCAAACAUUAUCAUCAACAGCAUAUCAGAAAUCUUUGGAAGAGAUUAGCAAGCCAACAACAGAAGGCAACAAAACAUCUGUGCCUGUCAGUGUGAAGAAGAUGAGCUGGAGUACUUCUGAGGAUGGCAAGCCAAGAGCAAGCAUCCAAGAGGAGGAGGGAGCAGUAAUGUCUGAACAGAAGCAGGGAGAAGCUUAUAAGGUUAAGACGAAGAAAGAAGUCAGACAUGUGGAGAAGAAGAGUUACUCGUGAAAGCUGAAAGCCGACCACUGAACGGACUGUGUGCUUUUACUGCCAGUAUUCCAGAGGGACGCUCACGGAAGAAAAAUCAACAGGAAUUAAACAUUCACAUAUAAAAGUGUGCGUGUGUUUGCUGCUUCCACACAUUAACCGCAUGGUUUUUAUGCAAAGAGAAAAACAAACAAAAAAAAAAGAGAAAAACAAACAAAAAAAUUAAUUUAGCAUGAGCCAAUUUACAGAGCAUGGAAAUUUCACGUUCAUUCCCAGGAUUGGAGGGUGCACAGUUACCAAUGUAGUGUAUAUACAAGAUGCCAUGCUGUUAACAGCUUCUUUCAAGCAGUUUGAUGUCAUCUCAAAAGAAAUAAAUUCCUGUGGCCAGAGGGGACGUAUGAAGACGAAAUGGUUAAACCAUGGAAAGACACUAAAAUUACUAAAAUCCACAACAGCUCGCCUUAUUUUUCUUGGACCCAAACUGUCAGGGUAUAAAACACUAUUUGUUUCUUUUUUAAACAUCAAUAGUUUUGCUGUAAAUAAGUAACACUGUAUAAAUUCUAACAAAAUAGAAUAAAUGUUGAUAAGGCACUGCCUUUUCGAUCACAAACAGAAUAUUGCAAACGCAUUGAGCAGGCUAGGUGUCUCAAACGGCUGCACCUACAGGGAUAUUCUGGGUGUAUCUUCACGGAUUCUUGUAUAUUAGCAAUUAUAAUGUUUGUAUAUGCAAAAACGCUAGCUUGAUUUUAAAAAAAUCUUUAAAAUCUGCUGCAAAUUUAAAUGAUUCCCAAAAUGAGGAAUUCUGUAGUUCUGUGAAAAUUUUUCUUCAGAGUACUAAUAUUUUGAUGCAUGUGUUUCACCUUAUUUUGAUUAAAUCUUUUCCAGUUUUGCAAACACUAUACCGCAACAUGAAAAAUAAGAUUUUAUCUGUAAACACAAAGCCCUUCAUCUAAUAUUUGUUGCUGUUGCCAAUUUUUCAAUGAAAUGACCUAAAACCCAUAACAUAUACAGUAGUUGCAUUACGGGGAGGGGGGUGCUAUCUGUUCUCGCUUUAUAACGGGGGUAAUGCUUGCAGCUUUAGAAGUUGGGUUGGUGCUCUGAGGAGCACAAGUUUGGGAUAUUUUUAAAUGAACUGAAGAGAAAUUAUUAGCUAAUAGACUGGCAGCACGCUGUAAAAUUAUUACUGUAUUGUGUACUGGCUAUAAGAUGUAGAAUCUUUCAGUAAGCCAAUCAUCUGUAAUCAUCCUAGCAGUGUAAUAUUAGGUUGUUAAGGCUGCUGUGUUUUAAAGGGCAUUUUUAUUUGGGUUUUGGUGAAAUACUUUAAUUUGUUGAUUAUAUUCAUAUGGAAACAGCAUUCAUUGAUAAUAGCUCUAAUUACAUAUGUAUGAAAACAACAAACACUGGAUGAUCUAGUUGAUUAUUUAAGCAUAAAAUAAAUUGUGUUAAAACUC